CUCGGAUUGAGUGUGUUACUGAGGCUCGAGUUCUCUGUUUUCUCGCUCUUCUCUUUUCUCUGUAAAUGGCGCAAUGAUGUAGAUAAGGAGAACAUUUGAGACUCUCCAUGACAUGCGCUACCGGCCUCCGUCCCCGCGGGAUUCGGCGUGAAGACUGAGGCGUGAACGUCCGAAAGAAGAGGAGGAUGUGGCAGAGUGUUGGUUUGACCGUGUUGGUGAUCGUGGCCACGCUGAUAUGUGUCCUCCUCUUCAUGCUCUUCGGGUGGUAUGUGGUGUGGCAGCUCUUCCUGUCUAAGUUUAAGUUCCUGCGGGAGUUGGUGGGAGACACCGGUUCUCCACAGGCUGAAACCGAGCCCUCCGAGUCCGAGAGUGAACGCAGCUCGCCCCCGACGCCCCGCCACAGACCCAAAAGCGCUCGCCAAAGGAUCGUCCCUCCUGACAGCACUACAUAGAGCCCUGAGCCAGAUCUCCUCCAGUUCACCGCCAUAAGCGUUAUGCUGUUUUAGGCUGGACGUGAGGUCAUUUGUGUCCCGGACCUGCAUCAGUCACUGUGCUCUCCUUCACAUCCACUCAUGGUUACACUCGUUCACAGUCGGUCUGAAGACACGGUUUUUUGUAUGUACCGGCUGAGCCACACGUUCAUGUCCCGACUAACACGCUGCUGCCCUCCACUCCGGAUGUAUAGUAUAUUUACGUGAGAGCGUAUUGAUAUGUAUUUGUUACUGUUUAACCAAUCUGUUAAUGACUCAAGCUCACAAAAAAAAAAAAGCUGAUGACCAAACGUCCAGUGUUUCUGUGAGCUAACAGCACUACUAUUCACAAUGUAUGGAAGCUGUUUCCGCCACAGAAUAAAAAAAAA
Molecule: messenger RNA, 859 nt
Organism: Sinocyclocheilus anshuiensis
Lineage: Eukaryota; Metazoa; Chordata; Actinopteri; Cypriniformes; Cyprinidae
Gene: smim13
Product: small integral membrane protein 13
Exons: 4
Coding region: 186-452 (88 amino acids)
Source: RefSeq, a predicted model, not a curated record